AUGGUUGCAGAGGAGUUGGACAUGUGUCCUAGAAAUGUCCUAAGGAGGUCAACCGGAAUACUACCAAGAGCCAACAACAAGGUCGUGUGUUCACUACAACAACGGGUGAUACCGUUAGAUCCGACGGUUUGGGAAUUGAGUUUGGGAGUCUAUGACAUUCAUAAGUCGCCGCAGGCUCUACAUCAUUUCUGCUCUCAAUUGGGUGUGCCGCCAAAGCACAUGUCAGUUCUUAACGAAUAUAGCCAAACUAUUCAUGAAGUGGCAGCAAGUGUAUCACAAAAAAUGGCGGAGUCUUUUAGGCGUAGUGACUAGUGACUAGUGAGUACUGAUUUUAAGGAUUGGCCAUUCAUAUUUAGAAGUAUCACAUAUAGCUUCAACCCAGAAAACAUAGGCUCUACAGGGGCACCAAUACAUACGGAUACAGGCUUCAUAACCUUACUUCAAGAUGAUGAAAAUGUUGGAGGCCUUGAAAUGAUGGACCACUCUAGCUCAUUUAAACCAGUCCCUCCCCUACCUGGAUCAUUCCUUUGCAUUAUUGGUGAUGUUGGACAUGUAUGGAGCAAUGGAAGAUUUCACAAUGUGAAACACUAUGUAUCAUGCAAGGAACUAGCAACUACACAUUUCUGUCUCAGUGUGUUUAUGUUAUCACAAAGGGAUGGUAAGGUUGAUACUCCACUGGAGCUAGUGGACCUUAAUCACCGACGUUUCUAUCGCCCAUUCAACUAUAAAGAGAUGAGGGCCUUUCGAAUUAGCAAAGAGAAGACAAACUGUGAAUUUCUCGACCAAUUUUGCAGUGUUUAG
Arachis stenosperma is the source of this 801-nucleotide messenger RNA. RefSeq names its product 2-oxoglutarate-dependent dioxygenase DAO-like. The record is from RefSeq and is a predicted model, not a curated record. Gene Ontology annotation, biological process: auxin catabolic process. The transcript has 5 exons. NCBI's taxonomy places the organism in Eukaryota, Viridiplantae, Streptophyta, Magnoliopsida, Fabales, Fabaceae. Gene Ontology annotation, molecular function: indole-3-acetaldehyde oxidase activity; dioxygenase activity.